AUGGACGUUAUCGACGCUCUUUUCCCCGUCACUCUGGGCGGUACGGCAGCAGUGCCGGGAGCCUUCGGGUGUGGCAAGACGGUCAUUUCGCAGGCAUUGUCGAAGUACUCUAACGCUGACUGCGUGGUCUAUGUCGGAUGCGGCGAGCGUGGCAAUGAGAUGGCAGAAGUGCUCACAGACUUCCCAGAGUUGACGACCAUGAUCGACGGCAAGGAAGAGCCAAUCAUGCAGCGAACCACCCUUGUGGCGAAUACAUCGAAUAUGCCGGUGGCUGCGCGAGAAGCAUCGAUUUACACAGGUGUGACAACGGCAGAAUAUUUCCGUGAUAUGGGCUACAACGUGGCCAUGAUGGCGGAUAGCACCAGUCGAUGGGCCGAAGCACUUCGAGAAAUUUCUGGACGACUGGCAGAGAUGCCGGCAGAUGCCGGCUACCCUGCUUAUCUAGGAGCGCGUUUGGCCUCGUUCUAUGAGCGAAGUGGCCGCGUUCAGUGCCUCGGAAACCCACCACGUGAGGGCUCCAUUACCAUCGUUGGCGCAGUGUCACCGCCAGGUGGCGACUUCACGGACCCAGUGACAUCCGCGACGCUGAGUAUCGUCCAGGUCUUCUGGGGUCUUGACAAGAAGCUGGCUCAGCGAAAGCAUUUCCCUGCGGUGAACUGGAACAUCUCCUUCUCCAAGUACAUUCGCGUCUUGGAGCCGUAUUUCGAGAAAUACGACGCAGAGUACAGCAUGCUCCAGCAGAAGAUGAAGGAAAUCUUGCAGAAGGAGGAUGACCUGCAGGAAAUUGUGCAGCUGGUCGGAAAGGAUUCCCUUUCCGAAGAUCAGAAAUGUACCCUGGAAGUUGCAAAGAUCAUCCGCGAGGAUUUCCUGCAGCAGAACGGCUUCACGGACUAUGACUUCAUGUGCCCGUUGGCCAAGACCAUCGGCAUGAUGAAGGUCAUCGUUGGCUUCCACGAAGCUGCCCAGAAGAUGAUGGCGGAGUAUUCUGGCGAGCACAAGGUUGGCUGGAACACCAUCGCAGUCGCGAUGAAGGACAUGAUCAAGAAAAUCACCGACAUGAAGUUCGAGAUGCCCCGCCAGUCCGAGGAGCACUACAAGCGCACCUUCGUGGCUCUGCACGACGAGGUGCUUGCUGCCUUCAGAACGCUGGCCGAGGUGCUGGCAACCAGACGGUGCUUCGUCUUCGCUCCGGCACCUGCUCCUCCACAGACAGCACCUGCAGGAUUUCGCCUGGCACAACAGGUGUCGCACACGGUUGUGCUUCGACUCGAUGCCGAGUUGCAGGCAUUCUCGUUGCUGCGGUUGGGGCAUGCAGGAGCCAUCUUGCAGCAAUACUGGCACUUCCAGUGUUGGAUGGUGCUACAUCGUCUGCUCUCCGUGGUAAUGUCUGUACUGACAACGUGCCUCACAUUCGUUUGGCAGCGCGGCCAAGCUCGAGCUGUCUGGCGGCUACCCGAGCUGACAGGAGCAAUUCGGCCGCAUCUGGCCUGGCAUCCUGACGCGGCUUGCCUGGCCUCGGUAUCGCCUGCAGGGCACGUGGCCGUGCACAGUCUGGUCGGCGAGUCAACAGAGCACCUUCACGUUCAAGGAGAUGGUGCCUGGCCCGUGGCUGCAGUUGCCUGGCAGCCCUGCGACCUCAGCAGCUUAGCUGUGGCCGGACCUCUGGGUCUCUGCUUCUGGCGUCGAAAAGGCAGCUGGCAGCGGAUAUGGUCGCUGCAGGGGGAGGCCUUCGCCUCCUCGGCCCUGGCUUGGUCUCCCGAUGGUCGAGCUUUGGCUGCCGCCGGCCCACUCGGCGUUGUUCAUAUACUUGGACCUCACAGUGCACUUAUCGGUGAGCAG
Messenger RNA from Symbiodinium necroappetens, 1839 nucleotides. The record is from the annotation of a GenBank genome assembly. Lineage: Eukaryota; Dinophyceae; Suessiales; Symbiodiniaceae.